UUUAAUGAACUACACCUUUAUGGUAUCAAGGGUACAAGAAUAGAUACAAAUGUCUACUAACCAAAUGAAUUAUGGCUCGAAUACUAGUUUCCACUACAAGGAAAAGACCACACAUCUGCACACCCAUGUCCUCAAUCCAUCAGUGACCUCUUUCACAAUAGAUGUUCCUCUUCCACAUUCACCCCUAUAUAAUCUUUGUUGUCCCUUUCCCAGAUUGUCACACAUGAUGUUCGUGCAUACCUUCUCCCAUUGAGGAAUAUGCUGGUGCGCUAUAAUACUGGAGCAUUUUACAUUUACCAGAUAAACACUUUUACAAGGAAGUAGAUAAGGUGUUGUAAAAUCUGUUUUUACUUGUAGUCACAACAAUUCAACUAUAACUUAUGUUUUGACCAAAAAAGGAAAAAGAAAGUAGUAUUAGGUUUUUAUAACGCUUGAACCAACCUCACCAGAAGAAUUUUCUAAGCAGAAUCAUCCUUGUUUGGCAUCAUGGAUGCCUUUUGGUACCUGAGUUUAUCAAUCUCUUUCCCAAGAAAAUCCAAAGGAGCGUACCUCAUUUGCCUGAACUCGCCGCCCUCGAGAGAGUGAAAACUGCUGUGAGGAAUGGUCAGUGGGAUUCACUUGAUUUGCCAACUGAUCCAUAUAUGGAGAUGACGACCACUGAUCAGUGUCAGCAGACGAAUUCUCCUCAUCUUUAACCCCAUCAGCUGUUGAUUCAGGAUACCUUAUCAAAUUCAUAAUCUCACUCAAGUCACCUCUAGAUUAGUUAUCAACCAUUAUUGCACACACCAUAGGUGGCCGGGCAUGCAUUAGUUGUUCUCUUAUCAUUGCUCUUUGCUUUUUACUCAAUUACAACUCUUUUUAUUUUAUAUUCACUAUAAUUAAUUAAUAACCAUUGGGAAUUCAAGCUUGCAAUAGCAUCUUGGCGAUUAUUGUUUAUUUUUCUACUGGCCCCUUCUUCAAUCAUGCAAGAAAGUUUUAUGUUUUUUUAUGUGGAUUUUUAGACCGUUUUAAGGGGCAACAUAUUUGGAGAUAACCAAAAAAAAAAAAAGAAAAAAAAAAGUGACCAAAUGAUGAGGAUCUUUAAUGGAGUGGAUUAACGAGCUCUGCGAUGGAAUUUGACAAGAUAGUUGGUGGUGAGGCAAUGAAUUGAUUAUUAUAUUCGGAGAUGAUCUUUAGGACAUGACCCACAAAGCAGAAAGCGAAUUAUUCAUGCUGAUUUUUUUAGUUUUAAUUCCACAUAGGACGUACAUGGUUUGCGCCGCUGCUCAUGUAGGAAAUUUUUUCCCGAACAAAAAGCAGAGCCACCUAGGCCUCUUAGCAAGUAUAAAAAGCGAGUCCCCCAUAGGGUGUUUUGAUGUGUACCUCUUCCUAUCGAGUUUGAUAGUUAACAACGACCAAGACCGGGUCUUUUCUUUUGAAGAAACGCCAUGGGGAAUGGUCCUCGCAAUUUGAAGAAUGCAGUUAUAGCUCUACUAGCUCCUCUUCCUUCCAUUAUCUUCUACAUCUCGUUCCUUAACCACUUUCACCCUGUUAGUACCUCAGGAAAUGUUGGAGAUCAGUCUGUUUCUCUCUCUACCCUCUGGACAUGGCGCUAUCAGCAUCCUCUUCUGUUAGCUAAUGUUCUCUUCUUCCUCAAUGUUAAUGUCCUCUUCUGGAUCAUCAGCCACAUCCAAUCCAGUCACUGGAUGAUCGACUAGUAUUGGACGUUGAUACCGGUGAUGCUUGUCAAUUACUAUGCCACUCACCCUUUGGCUCGGUAUAACGGGUGGAGAUCCAAGAUCGCUAUUUUGUUGACUUGGGUUUGGAGUCUAAGGCUUAGCCAUAAUUAUUUCCGGCGAGAAAAGUAGCAAUGGGGAGCCAGGGAGGACUGGCGGUUCACGGAUAUGAGGCUUCAGUAUGGCAAGCACUGGUGGUGGGUUUCCUUCUUUGCCGUCUAUGUCUCUCAACAGGUACUCCUGAUUGGUAUAUGCCUUCCAUUUUAUGUGAUCCACUCAGUGGAUGAGCCCUGGGAUUUUGUUGCCAUCAUUGUUUGCACAAGUGGAAUCGUGGAAGCGUCCUUUGCUGAUACACAACUGCAUGACUUCGUGAGUGGAAGCGAGAAACUGAAAGAGCUAGGGAAGCCAUUGGUGGCCAAUCUUGAUGAGGGCCUGUGGCAUUAUUCCCGGCAUCCCAAUUACUUUGAGGAGCAACGGUGGUGGGGCCCAGUUAUAUUUGCAUGGAAUUUGGGACACGCAUGGACCUUUAUUGGCUCUUUAAUCAAUACUAUGUGUUUAGCUUAUGUGACUAAGCUUGUAGAAGACCGGAUGCUGAAACAAGAUUACAGAGCAGAAGCAUAAAGGCUUUAUCAGAAGACAACAUUAGUUUGGAUUCCUUGGUUCAAGUCGUCCCCAGAUGGGGAAAGGAUAAGAAACCUUAGUUCCAAUAUUUCUCUGCAGCCUAUAUAGUUGGUAGGCGGUUUUAUUUGUAUUUCAAAUUUUCCUGUGUUUCCUUGUUCUCUAGCACUUGUAAUGAACUCUAUUUUUUUGGUUUUUGUUUUUGUUUUUGUUUUUUUUUUUUUUUUGGUGAAUCACUUGUGAUGAACUCUGUUUGUUUAUUUGAAAAGAAAGUAUCAAAUCAUUGUAUGAAAUUGUAUAGAAGUUUUCUGAUUUGUAAGUUGUUGCUUUUUUUUACCCCCUAAAAAUUAUGUUUCUUUUCUUCAUCUAAUUGUUUGAAAUAUGUUUUAAUUCAAAUAUUUAUUAGUGGUAAUUAAUUUGUCAGACAUCUCAAUUGAUUAUAAAGUUAUGAAAAAUAAAUAAAUCAAUAAAAUUGAACAUAAUUUCAAAUUAUGUUAUUUUAAAAAAAUUGUGUUAGGGUUGUUAUCAUAAAACCAAAAAAAAAAAAAGAAAAAAAAAAAGAAAAAGAAAAAUGUUAGGAUUGAAAUGCCUAAAAAACACCAUCCCCAAAGUUAGAACUUUCUAACUGAACAGUUAAAAAGAGAUUGAGAGGGAGAGAUGAAGACAAUGGAGAAAAGAAAGGGAAGAAAAGAGAAAAAGGAACGUUGAUAUUUCUUCAACUGCUUACUUCUUUUUAUUUCUUUUUUUUAGAUAAACUCCAUGAAGAAAUCUUCUCGUCCCCUUUCCAAACCAAAAUACCCUCAGAAACCUAGCUCUCUCUAGGUAUGGAGGAUCUGGUCUUUGCUCUAUGGGAAUCGAGGAAGUAACUCAGGUUUCUGCACAUCAUCGGAAAAAAAUCUUUAUACGUAACUUUACAUGGAUUAUGUGUCGUGUUGGCACAGAAAAUUAUCAAACCACAAAUCGAAGGCCACGUAGAUCACUAAGUAUCCCAGUCACUACCAAAACUAUAAAUAAAUUAUAAGAUACCAUAGAUUGAGUAGAUCUGAAAAAAGAGAAAUGAAAGGCUGACUAAGGGGUAACGUUUAGUCAUGCUCACGUAAAUGACAAACAGGGCAAAUAUCAUGCAGGAGUUCUAAUGGUCCACUCCAUGGAAAAUUAUAAAAGUAAUGCUCUUCUUGGGACGAUCAGGAAGACCGGAGAAAAAAAAAAACAAAGGCACGCUCCACGGGAAAAGACUAAAGAAGAGGACAUAUCAUACUAGGGGGGAAGACCCAAAAAAAAAGAAGCAUUGAACAAAGGGGAAAAGAAAAAAGCAUUGAACAAAGGGGAAGAGAAAAAUGUGGAACCGACCAGCCUGGACUAAAAGGGGAAGAAAGGAAAAAGAAGGUCAAUUUUUCAAUGUGAACAUUUUUUUUUAUAUAUAAAAUAUUUCAAUGUUUACAUGGUGUAAUAAGCUAUUCAUUGUCAGACAUUUUAUAAUUUUUUUUCUCAAAGGUACGUACCUUGAGUUUAUAUUUAGAAAAAAUGAUUCCCUCCAGACAGGACAUGACAGAAAGAGACUCCUUACACUUCUUUUAGGAGGAGUUCCGUGUUGUUUAGUUAGAUGGAAGGGAAACAGAAGAGAAGGGUAGGUGGAAUUGGUGCAGGUAGACUUAAAACCAAGACUUUUUAAGUCCGUGUAAGGAAGAAGAGAAGAAAAUGAAUAAAGGAGGAGUAAUCAUUGUACUUGAUGGUUGUGUGUUUUCACGUAGAUGACAAACAGGGCAAAUAUCAUGCAGGAGUUCUAAUGGUCCACUACAUGGAAAAUUAUAAUACUCUUCUAGAUGGACGACCAGGAAGACCGAAAAAAAAAAAAGGAAGAAAGAGAAAAGAAACAAAGGCAGGCUCCACCGGCAAAGACUAGAAAAGAGGACGUAUCAUACAAGGGAAGAAGACCGAAGAAAAAGAAGCAUCGAACAAAGAGGAAGUGGAAAAAGUGGCACCGAGCUGCCUCGUCUAAACGGGGAAGAUGGGAAAAAGAAGGUCAAUUUUUCAAUGUUAACAUUUGUUUUUAAUAUAAAAUAUUUCAAUGUUAGUACGGUAUAAUAAACUAUUUAUUAUCGAAAAUUUUAU
Ziziphus jujuba (common jujube) is the source of this 4445-nucleotide messenger RNA. RefSeq lists its product as uncharacterized. Gene Ontology annotation, cellular component: membrane. NCBI's taxonomy places the organism in Eukaryota, Viridiplantae, Streptophyta, Magnoliopsida, Rosales, Rhamnaceae. The record is from RefSeq and is a predicted model, not a curated record.